Molecule: messenger RNA, 10689 nt
Organism: Paramisgurnus dabryanus
Lineage: Eukaryota; Metazoa; Chordata; Actinopteri; Cypriniformes; Cobitidae
Source: RefSeq, a predicted model, not a curated record
GAGCGAGGGAGAGAGAGAGAGAGUAGGAGGCUUUGUUUACUUAGGAAGCCGAGCGCAGCUAGUUCUGCAGCCUUACUCAAACAAGGUGUGUGUGUGCAUGCACACACAGACACAGUGAGUUGAGCUGAGUGACGGCGGGAGAGAAAGAGAGAGAGCGAGAGAGUCAAGAGUUUAGAGUGCGUUUGCAGAAGACAAGAAGGUGAAGAAGAAAUAGGUGAAAGAGGAAGGAACAUUUUGUUCUUACUGUAGCUUUUCUCUCUUCAUCUACACGUGUGAUCUUUCGGAUUUUGCUGGAGAAUAAGGAUAGAUUCAAUGAACGGAAGAGAGUUUUCCUCUCAAACAAAUGAAGCAGUAUGGCGUGGCUUAGCCUGCACUGAAGAAGCGCUAGAGCGCCCGCACGCACCUGCAGUGUUACCGUUUUCAACCUCAACUUUUUUUUGUCCCGUGAGGGAAAGUGCAACAUUUGGCGGGAUUUUACUUGGUUUUCAGUCUUUUAAGUUUUCAUGUGCCAUGCUUGUGAAUCCUGGUUAACCGAGAACAAGGUGCCUUACUUUUGGAGUGAUCAUUUGAUUUGGAUUAAACCUGAGCACGAGGGUCAGAGGGACGAUUUAUUGGGCGAGCGAGCAUUAUAGCGACAGAAAGAUGGAUUUUGAUUCGCGGGAACAUGAGCCGGGUCUCUCGCCAGCCGCCUUUGUAAACCAGGUGCAAUAUUCCAACAUACUGGAGGGCCGUUUCAAACAGCUGCAAGAUGAGAGAGAGGCAGUGCAGAAGAAGACCUUCACUAAAUGGGUAAACUCCCAUCUGGGACGUGUGACCUGCAGGAUCGGUGACCUCUACACUGACCUCCGUGAUGGCCGUAUGCUCAUCCGCCUGCUGGAGGUUCUCUCUGGAGAACAGCUGCCAAAACCUACAAAGGGUCGUAUGCGCAUCCACUGUCUGGAGAACGUCGACAAAGCUCUACAGUUUCUGAAGGAACAAAAGGUUCACUUGGAGAACAUGGGUUCUCACGACAUUGUCGACGGAAAUCACCGUCUCACACUCGGACUCAUCUGGACCAUAAUCCUCCGCUUUCAGAUCCAAGACAUCAGUGUUGAGACGGAGGACAACAAGGAGAAGAAGUCGGCCAAAGACGCCCUGCUGCUGUGGUGUCAGAUGAAGACUGCAGGGUACCCAAAUGUCAAUGUCCACAACUUCACCACCAGCUGGAGAGAUGGUCUAGCGUUCAGCGCCAUUGUACACAAACACAGGUCAGACCUGAUUGAUUUUGAUAAUCUCAAGCGCUCCAAUGCCCACUAUAACCUGCAGAACGCCUUCAACGUGGCAGAGAAAGAGCUGGGUCUCACCAAACUACUGGAUCCCGAAGAUGUGAAUGUUGAUCAGCCAGAUGAGAAGUCCAUCAUCACGUAUGUGGCCACAUAUUACCACUACUUCAGCAAGAUGAAGGCACUCGCCGUAGAGGGCAAGAGGAUUGGAAAGGUGCUGGAUUAUGCUAUCGAGGCAGAUCAGCUGAUAGAGAAAUACGAGACUCUUGCGUCUGAACUGCUGCAGUGGAUUGAACAGACCAUCGUCACCCUUAAUGACAGACAGCUUGCCAACUCUCUCAGUGGGGUUCAGAACCAGCUACAGGCCUUCAAUACCUACCGCACUGUGGAGAAACCACCCAAGUUUACUGAAAAGGGGAAUUUGGAGGUCUUGCUCUUUACCAUUCAAAGUAAAAUGAGAGCAAACAAUCAGAAAGUCUACACGCCAAGAGAGGGAAAACUCAUCUCUGACAUCAACAAGGCUUGGGAGAGAUUGGAGAAGGCCGAACAUGAGAGAGAGUUGGCUUUGAGGAACGAGCUGAUUCGUCAGGAGAAGCUUGAAAUGCUGGCCGCACGUUUUGACCGCAAAGCAGCCAUGAGAGAAACCUGGCUGAGCGAAAACCAGCGGUUGGUGUCACAGGACAAUUUUGGUGUCGACCUGGGCGCUGUGGAGGCCGCCACUCGUAAACACGACGCCAUCGAGACCGACAUCCAGGCGUACGGCGAGCGCGUGGCUGCCGUAGAAGCUGUCGCAAGAGAACUAGAGGCGGAAGGAUAUCACGAAGUGCGACGCAUCUUAGCGCGAAGGGAUAAUGUGCUCAGGCUGUGGGAGUAUCUGAAGGAACUACUUGCAGCUCGGCGGGAGAGGCUGAUUGCGCACAGAGACCUGCAGCGCCUCCUACAGGAAAUGAGACACAUUAUGGACUGGAUGGAAGAUAUGAAGAGUCGUCUGCAAUCUCAAGACAGUGGUAAACACCUUCAUGAUGUGGAGGACCUGCUGCAGAAACACACUCUUGUUGAGGCUGAUAUAUCAGCACAGGCUGAGAGAGUCAAAGCCGUGCAGGCCGCCGCCAAGAGGUUUACUUCAAAUGAACAAAGUUAUAAGCCGUGUGACCCAGCACUAGUUGAAGAAAAGGUGGAUCUGCUGGGCAAAGCUUACGAAGAACUCGGCCAGCUAGCAGCAGAACGAAGAGCCUUACUUGAUGAAUCACGAAAGCUGUGGCAGUUCCUGUGGGAGCUGGGAGAGGAGGCCUCGUGGAUCCGAGAGCAGGAGCAGAUCCUAUCUGGAGGAGAUUACGGAAAGGACCUGAGCUCCGCUCUUCACCUCCUGUCCAAACACGAGGCUUUCCAGGAAGAGAUGGCAGCCCGGUACGGCCCUCUGGGGAAUAGCAUUGCUGGAGGAGAGGCCCUGGUGAAGGAAGGCCACAUCGCAGCAGCUGAGGUGACAGAGCGGAUCACAGAUGUGAGAGCACAAUGGGCGCACCUGGAGGAGGCAUCUCGGUUGCGUGAGCAGAGGCUGCAGGACUCCGUAGCUUUCCAUCAGUUCCAGACAGAUGCCAAUGAUAUGGAGGCCUGGAUACUGGAAACACUAAGACAGGUGUCUAGUCAAGAGGUCGGCCACGAUGAGUUUUCUACACAGACUCUGGCGAAAAAGCAGAAAGAGGUGGAGGAGGAGAUUCAAAGUCACAGAUUACUUAUAGACUCACUACAUGAACAGGCCUCAACACUGCCAGAAGCUUAUGCACAAUCCCCACAGGUGGAAGGCCGCCUUCCAGCAAUAGAGCAACGCUAUGAAGAGUUGGAGGGCUUGUCGUCGUCAUGGCGACAGGCCUUAGAUGGAGCGCUCGCCUUGUACCGCAUGUUUAGUGAAUCUAGCGCCUGCCAGCUGUGGGUUGGAGAAAAGGAACAGUGGCUGCACAACAUGGAGAUUCCCUCCAAACUCGAAGACCUGGAGGUGGUCCAGCAGAGGUUUGAAACUCUAGAGCCAGAGAUGAACACGCUGGGCGCUCGCAUAUCCGAUGUCAAUCAAGUGGCCCAACAGCUGCUCGGAUCCGACAACCGCAACAAAGAGCAGAUUAACCAGACACAAGAUCAGCUCAAUAACAGGUGGUCUGAAUUCCAGAGUUUGGCCAACAACCGUAAACAAGCUCUAGAUUCGGCACUGAAUAUCCAGAACUAUCAUCUAGAGUGUAAUGAGAUCAAGAGCUGGAUGAAGGAGAAGACCAAGGUCAUAGAGUCCACGCAGAGCCUUGGAAACGACCUGGCUGGAGUUAUGGCCCUGCAACGCAAGCUCACUGGUAUGGAGAGGGACCUGGAGGCUAUACAGGGAAAACUGGAUGACCUACAGUCAGAGGCUGAGAAAUUGGCGUCUGAGCACCCAGAGCAGGCAGAGGAGAUCAUGGGUCGUCUUGCUGAAAUCCAGGAGGUUUGGGAAGAGCUUCGAGCCACCAUGAAGCGGCGUGAGGAGUCACUGGGCGAGGCCUCCAAGCUACAGGGCUUCCUCAGAGACCUUGAUGACUUCCAGGCCUGGCUGUCUCGUACACAGACCACCGUAGCUUCUGAGGACACACCCACCUCUCUGGCCGAAGCAGAAAGUUUGUUGGGCCAACAUGAGGCCAUAAAGAACGAAAUCGAUAAUUACAGGGAGGACUACGAGAAGAUGAGAGCUACUGGAGCUGAGGUGACUCAGGGUCAAACAGAUGCUCAGUACAUGUUCUUAGCCCAGCGGCUACAGGCGUUGGACACAGGCUGGCACGAGCUGAGGAGAAUGUGGGAGAGCCGUCACUGCGUCCUUGCGCAGGCCUAUGAUUUCCAGACUUUGUUGCGAGAUGCCAAGCAGGCAGAGGGCUUCCUCAACAGCCAGGAGUACGUCCUAUCACACACAGAGAUGCCUUCCAGCCUACAAGGGGCAAUAGAGGCCAUCAAGAAACAUGAGGACUUCCUCACCACCAUGGAGGCCAGCGAGGAAAAGAUCAAUGGUGUGGUCGAAUCUGGACAGAGACUCAUAUCUGAUGGCAACAAUAAUGCAGACAAGAUCCAGGAGAAGAUCGACUCCAUUCAGGAGAGACACCAGAAAAACAAGCAAGCAGCCAAUGAGUUCCUGGCUAAACUGAAGGAUAACAGAGAGCUGCAGCACUUCCUACAAGACGGACAGGAGCUGACUCUUUGGAUAAAUGAGAAGAUGUUAACAGCUCAGGACAUGUCAUAUGAUGAGGCCAGAAACCUUCACAGCAAAUGGCAGAAGCACCAGGCCUUCAUGGCUGAGCUGGCAUCCAAUAAAGACUGGCUGGACAAGAUCGACAAGGAGGGACAGGCGUUAGUGAAGGAGAAACCUGAGUUGGAGCAGACGGUAUCAGAAAGUCUAAGUGGUCUUCAGAAACAGUGGGAGGAGCUGGAGAGCACCACUCAAGCUAAAGCUCAGUGUCUGUUUGACGCAAACAGAGCUGAACUUUUCACACAGAGCUGCUCAUCGCUGGACUCAUGGCUCCAAAACAUCUCCUCUCAACUCCAGAGUGAUGACUUUGGGAAAGAUCUCACCAGUGUCAACAUUUUACUCAAGAAACACCAGAUGUUGGAGCAUCAAAUGGAGGUACGUGAGAAAGAAGUCCAGUCUCUACAGUCACAAGCGCUGGCUUUGACCCAAGAGGAGUCUGGGAUAGUGGAGGUGGAUGGGCAGCAAAGAAGAGUGACAGACAGCUUCUCUCAGCUGCAGGAUCCUCUGAAAAUGCGCAGACAGCAUCUUCUCGCUUCAAAAGAGGCUCAUCAGUUCAACAGAGAUCUUGAGGAUGAGAUUUUAUGGGUUAAGGAGAGGAUGCCCCUCGCCACUUCCACAGACCAUGGCAAAGAUCUGCCCAGUGUCCAGCUGCUCAUCAAAAAGAACCAGACUCUGCAAAAGGAGAUUCAAGGUCAUCAGCCACGUAUCAAUGACAUCCAGGCCCAUGGCAAGAACAUGUCCCCUGAAAAGGAGUUAGAUGUGGACACAGAGAGGAGGGCUGGUUUAGAAGGUCGUCUGGCAGAGCUAGGGGAAUCAUGGGACCUCUUGAUUUCUGAAACGGAGAGGAGAAACGCAAGGCUGGAAGAGGCUAACCGAGCACAGCAGUUUUACACAGAUGCUGCAGAGGCCGAGGCCUGGAUGGGAGAGCAAGAGCUUCAUAUGAUGUCAGAGGAAAAAGCAAAGGAUGAACAAAGUGCUCUGGUCAUGGUGAAGAAGCACCAGAUUCUGGAGCAGGCUCUGGAGGACUACGCCCAGACCAUCCACCAGCUGGCCAAUAGCAGCAGGCUCAUGGUAAACAGCGAGCACCCAGAAAGUGAGAGAAUCACACUGAGGCAGGCCCAGGUGGAUAAACUGUAUGCAGGGUUGAAGGACCUGGCAGAAGAAAGGAGAAGCAAACUACAGGAGAGACUGAGACUGACCCAGCUGAAGAGAGAGGUGGAUGAUUUAGAGCAGUGGAUCGCAGAGAGAGAGGUUGUCGCUGGAUCGCAUGAACUCGGACAAGACUAUGAACAUGUGACGAUGUUGCGUGACAAAUUCCGGGAGUUCGCGCGGGACACCAGCACAAUCGGUCAGGAGCGCGUGGAUGCUGUGAACCUUCAGGCAGAUGAACUCAUAGAGUCGGGUCACCCGGAGAAUGCCAGCGUGGCCGAGUGGAAGGAUGGCCUCAAUGAGGCCUGGGCCGACUUGCUGGAGCUCAUCGACACGCGCACACAGAUGCUGGCUGCAUCGUAUGAACUGCACCGUUUCCAUCAGGAUGCCCGGGAGGCCCUGGGGCUCAUACGGGAAAAGAAAGAAACGCUGGCCGGCGCCGAACUCGGACGGGAUCUGAACACAGUCCAGCAUCUGCUGAGACAACACACGGCCUAUGAGCAUGAUGUGCAGGCACUAAGUGGGCAGGUAACACAGGUGCAGGACGAUGCAGCUCGUCUGCAGAAAGCAUACGCUGGAGAGAAGGCUGACGAUAUCAACCGACAUGAGCAUGCGGUCACGGAGGCCUGGGAGGGGCUUCAGUCCGCCACUAAAGACAGACGGCUGCUCCUAUUGGACACGGUGGAGAAGUUUAGAUUCUUCAAUAUGGUCAGAGACCUCAUGCUAUGGAUGGAGGGAAUCAACUUACAGAUCCAGUCACACGACAGUCCGAGGGAUGUCUCAUCCGCUGGCCUGGUCAUUGCCAACCAUCAGGACAUUAAGUCAGAGAUCGAGACUAGAGCAGACAGCUUCACUGCAUGCAACGAAAUGGGAUGCACCCUCAUCAACAACAACCACUAUGCUUCAGAUGAGAUUCAAGAGAAGUUGGAUCAGCUGCAGGCCAAACGCACUGAAAUUAAUCAGAAGUGGCAAGAGAAAAUGGAUCAUUUACAGAUCGUUCUAGAGGUAUUGCAGUUCGGCAGGGAUGCAUCCAUGGCUGAAUCGUGGCUGGCUGGGCAGGAGCCAUUGGUCAGGACGGCAGAAUUGGGCUCUAAUGUAGAUGAGGUUGAGAGUCUGAUCAAACGUCAUGAAGCUUUUGAAAAACUGGCAGCUGGCUGGGAAGAGCGAUUCACGCUGCUUGAGAAGCUUACCACGCUGGAAGAAAAGGAGAUUCAAAGAAAAAGGGAAGAGGAAGAGAGGGCCCGGCGACCACCCACACCUCCUCCCCCGGUAGAGGAAGUAGUACAGUCUGAAAUGAACGAUUCGGCUGCAAGGACGAGUCUGGACCAGACUACAUUGAACCAGUCAGUAUCUGUCAAUGGUGUCUACAGUGACCACGACACAUCACAGUCAUUAUCCGUAUCUGAACUCAAGAAACCUGAACCUAUUCCUGAGACUAUACCUCAGUCUAACCCCGUUUCUAAACCUGUGCCUAAAGCCCACAAGGCACAGGAGCGUGGAUCAGAAUCAGAUUCCGUUAAUGGUCCUGGCCAUGACAGCGGUCUGGACUCGGCAUCUCGCCAAGAGCCUUCAGCAACACUGCCAGGCCGAGGAGCAGCAGAGGCGACCCCAGAAGCUAUAGAGGGCAUGCUCUGCAGGAAACAGGAAAUGGAAUCCCACAACAAAAAAGCAGCCGCCAGAUCAUGGCAGAAUGUAUAUUGUGUAUUACGCAAAGGCAGUAUGGGAUUUUACAAGGACAACAAAAGUGCAUCAAAUGGAAUCCCAUACCAUGGAGAAGUUCCCAUCAGCCUCAACGAGGCUGUCUGUGAGGUUGCCCAUGACUACAAAAAGAGGAAACACGUAUUUAAACUAAGGCUUGGGGAUGGAAAGGAGUAUUUGUUCCAAGCAAAGGAUGAGGCCGAAAUGAGUUCAUGGAUUCAAGGAAUCCAGGCAACGUUGUCACCUGGUGACGGUUCGCCGGCUGCCCAAAGGGGUCUCAGUCGGGCAAUGACCAUGCCACCUAUUUCUCCCAGCUCGGGCGAGGCAGGAGGUGUGACCAUGCGCAACAAAGAUGGCAAAGAGAGAGACCGCGAGAAGCGCUUCAGUUUCUUUGGCAAGAAGAAAUAAGCACCCAAAUAUGCCACCGAUCUCCACAGUGAGCGAAACAACAGAUGGAAGUUUGUCGACAUUUAAAAAAAAACUUAAAAUGUUAGAAACGGGGAAGAAAAGUCGCAUGUCACAUUGUGCUACAUUUUAUUUUUAUUUUUGCUCUUUCUUCCACUCGUUUUUUAAAAAUUACUCUCAUUUGGCACAUGGAUCUUGUUCAAUAUCGCCCCCUAGCUGUCGUGCCACGUUUGCUCCGCAAUGUAGUAAAUUCCCAAGGUUAAGGCUUCUCAAGAGAAGAUGUAGUGACGUUCCUGACCAGGACCAGCCCCUAAAGCAACAGCUAAUUCAUGAGAAGCUUCUUGUUCAACUCAUAACUUUCACUUAGUUUCCUUUUUUUUUCUCAAAACUAUUUUAACUUGGAGCUAGACAGCUUUUCCAUACUGUUGAAAGACCAAGAGUGCUAUUUUGUCUCCCCCCAAAUAAUUAGUUUUUCUGUGUUGAUUUCAACCUUUCACUUUCUUUGUGAAGGACCACAAUCCUUUUUUUUUUUGAAGAUUUAAUUGUUAUUGCUAUUAUUAAUAUUGUUUAUUUGCUGUCGAUUUGAAAUUGAAUAUUUAAAAAAAAAAAUGAAAGAAUAGUUGAUUGAGUCAUUUUCAGGACAGACCAGGCUGUGAGUCAAAGGUGGGAGUUUGUGCCGGUCUUUUUUUAUCUGUGACUGUUCUAACCGACCAAAUUUUUCCUUUCUCUCGUUUUUCUUGAUAUGACUAUGUUGAUUGCUUUUUUAAAAAAGAGUAGUUUUUUGAGGUAUGCAAGUUAAGAGAGUAAAGAGAUAACUUACUAUUUAUAAUGCUUUUAGUUCUUUUAUCUUUGAACUCUUCUGUUCUGUCUCUUUACUUUCCAUUGAGAUUGUAUGGCUUAUUUCAUUACUUUAUAACCUUUUUCUCUCUCGUUCUUAGACCAGAAAAGUGUUUGUGGUGAAGAUUGGUAUUCAAAGUGUGAUGCUGUGGUUUAGACUUUCAUUUGCUCAAAAUACAAAAAUCAAUUGCACAAGCCAAGAUUAAACUUACAAAGAGUUGUGAGGAGUGGCAUAUAUUCCUUUCUUGUUCCUUGUUGCUGAUUUAAAUAUGUAGUUGACCAAAUUUCUUUGUAAAGUUUAUUAUCUGGCAUCAGUUUUACAUACACACAGGCGUACAAACACAUGCUUUUCUCCCCCUUAGAUCUACACUUUUUACAGGGAUUAAGCUCUUUUAUGAUCGCUGAAGUUGGCAUUCGUGUCAGUGAUGCUCAUAAGGUUGUUGCUGUAUUUUUAGGUGUGUGUGUGUGUUGUGCGUGCGUUUGUAUGUGUAUACACAAAAGAGGUUGUUUUCAGGUAUAUUGAUUGUGAAUGUGCUUAAAAAAAGAGAAACAAAAUUACUGAGGUAUAAUGUGGACCAAAUCAACAGUUUCCCCCUAUUAAUGGUGAUUGAAAUAACCUAUUUCCUUUAUUUGUAUAUCACAAAUUAUCUUCCUUGGAGGAAUAUGCCAUUUUUACCGCACACAGCAUAUAAUUGCAGGUUUUAUACUCGCGGGCAGGAGAAAAUGAUCUCCCGGUAACCGUAAGUAACAUACGGCAGGACCAACGCAAUCUACCAUGCAGGAUUUCAGAUAAACUUUUGCAGUUAUGAAAAAAGCAUGAUGUAUUGUUAACAAGUGUACCCACUGUGGCAUGAAAUCAGUAUUUUUGUAGGAUAAAGAAGAUUUUUCAGCGUCAUACGAUUGUGAGAAAGCUUGCCUUGGUGUGUUAAUCUUAGCAAGGUUUUUUUGACAGCAUACGAUAAUGCUCCCGUUCUCUGAGGUGUGUGGAGUUUUGAACCAUGAACUUAUGUCAUCUCAUUCAUUUUGACAUUUUAUUUAAAGACUCAUUUAAAGGGUAGGCACACAGUAAACAGAAAACCCUAUCCUUUUUAUUUUUUUGCUGCAAUAUUUGAUGCCAACUCUCUAUUAGACCUAUAAAAAAGCCAGUUUGUAUGGACAAUGUACCAAAACCUUUUUUCCUCUGUUAUGUAUAGUAAACUGGGAUUUACUUCAGGGAAUCAGAAAGGCAUCUUGUUAUUAGGAGGUUAAAGUCACCAUAACAAAACAUUAUAUAGAUCAAGUUCCACUAAGGUAAAACGAUACCUCACACAAAAUUCUGUUCUUGAGUUUUAAGAUGAUUUAUUUAGACUGAGCUGAACUACAUUUUGGGAUGUGUGCGAAGUUGCAUAAGGUUACAGUUCAUAUCUCUCUUAUUUAUGCUGUUGAUUUUUGUUCUUAUUCUAUAUGACAAUAACUUCAUCUACAAGUUUUUGACUAACCCUUUCUUGCCCUAUUUUUUACAUUCUGUCCAGUUUGGUUAUAUGGUCAGUUACAUUAUGGCACAUAAGAGCAUCUAGAUAAUUGAGCCAAUUUAUGUGAAUUCCUAAGUGUUGGAAAUUCUUGGGAGAGUUAAAGAUGAAUUUAUAUUGCAAUACAUGAAUAGAGUGAAUUAAUGGGGGAAAGUUCAUCACUCGAAGUGUGGCCUCAAACUGCUAAGCGUUACAUUCAUUUUUUAAUAGAUAUUUUUCCCCUUAUCCAGUAGUCAUAUAUUUUGCAACAUGUAAAUGCAUUUUCACAAAUUCCCACCAAACCCAUUCUUCUAAAUGAGUUGUUAAUAUCACUACUAUUCUGUUGUUAUUAUUAUUAUUGUUAUUAUAAAAGUAAUUAUAAAUAUUACUAUUAAUACUACUACUGUUGCAACUGCACCUCAUGUAAAACUGCAGCCUAUUCUUGCUGAGUUUUUGUCUGUAAUACCAAACCCCGCCACUUGGGGGCAAGUGUGCUGUGGAGCAUUUUUCAUUACUGAUAUAAACAAGAAAAAGACUUGUUUGUUGACUCGUGUAUCUACAUCUAAUAUUAGGAAUAAAAAACAUGAUUUCAAAAGAA